AAUAAAUGCAUGCCUUAGUUUUUACUAUUUGAAGUGCAAUUGUUAAAAAAAAAUGUUUAAACCACUGUAAGCAUUGUUUUCAAAUGAUAUACUAGUACAUGCUGUUUUGUUUUGCUUGAGUACUAAAAAGCUAUAUUUAAAGCACUGCUCUCCAUUUACCAUAUAUAAAAUAUGACAUCUGUAUUUUUUAUUGUGACAAAUAAAUUCAGACAAAUAUAAAGAGUUGCAUGGGCACUGCUUUUGUUGUAUUUUUCUAACAUUAACUUUUGCUGCACCGACGAGAAUAGACUGGUUUAUAACGUCAAUUUUCUUUGUCAAUUUCCUCCGACCUUUUCAUUGUAUGAAUAUUUUUCUUUACGACUGCUGACGUGGCUCCUGCUACUGCUGCAAGCCGUUGGUCUGCAGAAGCAGACAUAAGUAGCAUUUUUUUGUGGCUGUAACUGUUCACAGGCACAUGAACUCAAAUAGGUUGCUCCACUUCUUCUGCUCUUAUUUCGUCUCGUGAGUAAUUUGGAUGAAUUUAAACUCCUUUACGGCAGUCCUUUGGCUAUUUACAGACAUGAGGAAACCUUCUUUCACACACCUCCCUGUGAGAGGUGUAAUAAAUCCCUUACAUUUUAACUAAACCUUGUUGUGCAUGUUGGGAAAGUGGAGUUUGAACCUUAUGAUGUGUAGAAGACGAUUCAAGACAAAAGCCGGAAUACAAGGACUGUCUGUGGGUUCUUGCUUGACAUGCUGUGUUGUUUAAAUGCAAGGUAGACCCAUGGUAUGAGACUCAAGAGGACAAAUUACUGAAAGGUGAGUUUAUCAAACAUUGCAAACUGUGACACGCCGUAGUCUAAAGAUCGUUUUGUAGCUUUUACUGCAGUAACUAAUAAUAUACUUACAUCAAAGGUUAAAGCUGAUUCUUCAUUUGAUGGUACAAAUCUGCAAGAAGUGUCAAGAAAUGAGAAGGCUGAGAUGACUGCCUUUACCCGUGGAAGGGUUAUAAAUAUUAAAUGUCAGAUCAUGCUGCCAGGGAGUAAAAAAGAAAUAAAUAAAGCAAGCGCCUCCAUACAAAAGACUGCAGAAUACUGUAAAACUUCAGACGGUUUGGGAAGUGUAAUGAAAAGCCCCUUUUCUGCUUCAGCUGAGUAAACGUUCUUCUCUGUUCUUAGCAUGAAACAAACUUUGUUGCAUUUUCCAGAUGACCUUCAAACACGCAACUGGUGAAAGAGCACCGACGACCACCAUGCCCCCAACCCAGAAGCCCUCCUUUGGGAGCAGCACCCUGGACACUGUGGAUAUUGUGGUCCUGGUUGUCUACUUCCUGCUGAUUCUGGCUGUGGGUUUCUGGUCCAUGUGGAGAACGAAGCGCAGCACAGUGGAUGGAUACUUUUUAGCUGGCAAGAGUAUGACUUGGUGGCCAGUUGGGGCCUCACUGUUUGCCAGUAACAUUGGCAGCGGACAUUUCAUCGGUCUGGCCGGGUCAGGAGCUGCAGCAGGAAUUGGGGCGAUAGCUUACGAAUGGAAUGGAAUGUUUAUGGUGUUGAUGCUCGGAUGGCUCUUCCUGCCCAUUUACAUUUCCUCCGGGGUAACAACCAUGCCAGAAUAUUUGCAGAAGCGCUUCGGUGGAAGAAGAACGCAGUUAUUUAUAGCCGUCCUGUCCCUAUUUAUUUACAUCUUUACAAAAAUAUCGGUGGACAUGUAUGCAGGUGCUGUGUUCAUCCAGCUUGCUUUGAAAUGGAAUAUCUACCUGGCCGUGGUGCUGCUGCUCGCGGUGACUGCCCUCUACACCGUAGCAGGAGGCCUUGCUGCUGUGAUCUACACUGACGCAGCUCAAACUGCAAUCAUGCUGGCUGGAGCUCUCACCCUCAUGGGUUUUAGUAAGUCAGAUGCUACUGAUUUUGUCACUUCCCACUGCUUAAUUUUACACGCCUAUUUUUUGUUUCUGCCUCCGCUCCGAGGUUUUGUUGAGGUCGGAGGUUGGAAUGUGCUGAUGAAGGGAUAUUUCGCCGCCGUUCCCUCGGUCCGUGUCCCCAACUCGACCUGCGGCGUCCCUCGAGAUGACGCUUUUCACGUAUUCAGAGACCCGGUGCACUCUGACCUGCCCUGGCCUGGUGUCAUCAUCGGCAUGUCCGUCCCCUCCAUGUGGUAUUGGUGUUCUGAUCAGGUGAUUGUGCAGCGCUCUCUGGCUGCAAAGACUUUGACCCAYGCUAAGGGGGGGUCUCUCCUGGCUGCAUACCUGAAAGUUUUGCCUUUCUUUGCCAUCAUGCUCCCCGGGAUGAUCAGCAGGAUCCUCUACCCAGAUGAAGUGGCGUGUGCAGACCCGGACCUGUGCAAGCAGAUUUGUGGGAACUCAGUGGGCUGUUCGGACAUUGCAUAUGCCAAACUGGUUAUGGAGCUUCUCCCUGCAGGACUGCGAGGGCUCAUGAUGGCGGUGAUGAUUGCUGCUCUCAUGUCGUCUCUGACCUCCAUCUUCAACAGCUCCAGUACCAUUUUCACCAUGGAUUUAUGGAAGAGCUUCAGAUCUCGUGCUUCUGAAUGGGAGCUCAUGAUUGUGGGGAGGGUGUUUGUGCUCGUCCUGGUGGCGGUGUCAGUGCUCUGGAUCCCUGUCGUCCAGGCCAGUCAGGGUGGCCAGCUCUUCAUCUACAUCCAGUCCAUCAGCACCUACCUGCAGCCCCCUGUAAGCAUCAUCUUCCUCAUGGGCUGCUUCUGGAAGAGGACUAAUGAGCAGGGCGCCUUCUGGGGUCUCGCUAUUGGCCUCACGGUGGGCUGCAUACGCAUGUUGUUGGACUUCAUCUACCCUGCGCCGCUGUGCUUUGAAGAGGACGACAGACCUGGCGUGCUGAAAUACGUCCAUUACCUCUACUUCUCCAUGCUGCUGUCCUUCAUCACCCUGGCUGUGGUGGUUGUAAUCAGCCUGGCUACCGAGGAGCCCAGUCCAGAACAGAUAAGUCGUCUCACUUGGUUCACAAGGUUUGAUCCGGCGAAGCCAAAAGAGCAAGAGGUCCCAGAGGAACACAGACGUAUAGAAAGCAGAAAUGGACAAGCCGUCGAUCAAAGGAGAGACUCGGCUUCGUCUGUGUCCAGUCCUCCCAGUCAGUCCAGGUUCAUGUCUGCCAUCUACUGGUUGUGUGGGAUGGAGAGACGAAGUGAAGCGGACAGCGACGCCGUGGCCCCGCCUGCGCCUGAGCAGAUCAUCUGCACUCUGGAUGAAAAGUCCAGUCUACGGCACCUCGUCAAUGCCAACCUCAUCAUUUGCCUCUCGGUAACGGUCUUCAUCAUCGGCUACUGGGCUUGAAGGGGAAGAACUCCAAACUUUAUGAAAGUAUUCCUAUCCCCUCUGUAUCACGACGCAACCACAAACUUCAAUGUGUUUUAUUGGAUCCUUAUAGACAAAUAUGAAUGAAAAUAUUUUUACAGCAUGGCCUGCAUUUCUGUUCAGCUCCUUCCCUUACUCUGACACCCCUAAAUUAAAACCAAUUGCCUCUAGAAGUUAGCCAAUUAGGAAACAGACCGGUGUGUGAUUUAAUCUCGGUAUAAAUCUGUUCAGUGAACGCCUCAGAGCUUUGUUAGGGAGCAAACAGCAUCAUAAACAGCAAGAAAAGGAGGCGUGGCCUAAAGUGGUGGAGAAGUUUAAAGGAGGUUUAGAUGAGCUUUGAACUUCUCAUGGAGGAGUUUAAUCUAUUAUACGGCACAACCAGCACCCUCUAGCACCAAGGUCCUACACAGCAGUGGCAACACAAUACUGUGGGAAUCCUUUUUUUUCCCAGCAAUGAAAGAUGAGCUUUGGAAAUACGGUUGGAGAAAAUCUUUGUGAUAUUUUACGUAAUAUGAAAAUGUCAAUCUCUAGUUGUGAUUGAUAGUUUACUCAUCAUUUUCUUUCUACAUUAUAAUCAUUUUACUUUGUGCUGGUCAAUGGUAAAUAAACGUAAUCUAUAAAGCCCUGUUUGCAUUCAAACACAGAUAUUCACAAACAGGCAAGCAGCUUAGUACACAAUCUGGGGUUAAAUGACAGAGGAGAAAACUGGAAUCAAGCCUACAACUUUAAGCCUGAAACACAUCUACUUUAUCCAGUUAGCCGCAGUCGCUCAUAAAAUACAUUGAACUAUUUGGUCACGUGGCUGUGAAAAUGUUUGAGGUGGUACAAAUGCUGCAAAUAUAAAAUAUGUACAUAUUUUUAUAUAUGUUAACCUGGAGUUAACCAAAAUUAACCAGAAUAGUGAUAUUUUGUCCUCUAAAAUACUGUUUCUAUGUAUUAUUUGCAAAGUGAAUUAUAUUCAAAGUAUAUUCACAUUCAGUGUUUUUUUUAUGUGCCUUACUGGAUAAAUAUCUGUACUUGCAACCUUUUUCCUAAAGAGUUGAAUAAAACUAAUUGUGUGUAACAAUGAUGCAUUGUGUGCCGAAGAGUAAAAAAGACCACAAACAAAGUCAUAGUGAAUUGUACUCAAAGAAAAAAAAAAUAAAAUAAAGAUUUUAAUGUUUUUUCUGUA
This is a messenger RNA of Poecilia reticulata (guppy), 4475 nucleotides long. It is a transcript of the gene slc5a11, whose product is annotated as solute carrier family 5 member 11. Gene Ontology annotation, biological process: transmembrane transport. The record is from RefSeq and is a predicted model, not a curated record. NCBI's taxonomy places the organism in Eukaryota, Metazoa, Chordata, Actinopteri, Cyprinodontiformes, Poeciliidae. Gene Ontology annotation, molecular function: D-glucose:sodium symporter activity. Gene Ontology annotation, cellular component: plasma membrane.